UUCGCUCAGCGUUGUGAAUCGUUUGAGCGAACAUAUUGCGAGGCAAUUUUACUAUAAAAGCGGAUUGCUGCAGCUUCCAGCAUUAUUUUCUCCACAGCCAGUGCCACAGAGGCGUCGCAUAGCGUGCGGGUUCCAUUGACGUCACAGCCGCUGCGUCAAUUGGUUUAAAAGUGCUGCCACGCCUACCCAACCAUGUUGCAAGCUGCUGUAAGCCAGUGAACGAAGUUGCCAACAGCAUUAUGGAUAGCUCCAUGUAUUAUAAAGCAUUAAGGGACAGCGCUGUAGACGCGACAGAGACUGCUUUGAUCAACAGCGACGUCGACAGCGGCAGCACUGCUACGCCACACGUUGAGGAUGGCGUCUCCAUGGACAACUUCUAUCCGGCUUUGGUGCAAUGUUUUGGUAUUAUUAUAUGCGGCUAUAUAGCGGGACGCUUUAAGAUCAUCAGCAAUGCGGAAACCAAAGGAUUGGCCACAUUUGUGGGCACCUUCGCCCUGCCGUCGCUCAUCUUUCUCUCACUCGUCGAGCUCAAUUGGAGAGCCGUGAACUGGACCUUUCUGCUGGCCAUGCUCAUAUCGAAGGCAAUUGUCUUCUUUGCCGUAUUGGUCAUUUGUCUGCUCGUGGCGCGACCUUUGAACUAUGCGCGUGCCGGUCUAAUGGCCAUCUUCUGCACGCAGAGCAACGAUUUUGCCAUUGGAUAUCCCAUAGUUAUGGCUCUUUAUAAAGAUGUCCACCCGGAGUAUGCUUCGUAUUUGUACCUAAUGGCGCCCAUUUCGCUGGCCAUUCUCAAUCCCAUUGGCUUGGUUCUCUUGGAGAUUAGCAAGAUUAUCAACAGCAAGAAGGAGGUUAGCCGUAAUCCGCCCCUCUGCCCGGAAACCUGUCCCGCUGAGCAGCUUAGCAAGCAGCGCCGUUGCCUGGGCGAGCAUACGAUACUCGUGUGGAAUACCAUCAAGUCGUUAUUCUUCAAUCCUUUGCUGCUGAUGACACUGCUGGGCGUGGCAGCUGGCUUCCUCUUUCCCAAAGGACUGCCCGAAGUGGUGGCUAGCGUGCUGCGGGUGUUCGGACAGAGUUUCUCGGCCACGGCUUUGUUUUUGUUGGGCCUCAAGAUUUUGGGCGGCGGCACCGGAACGGAACGCAAGACAAUGGGCAUGGGUCUGCUGCUGCCAAGUGUGCUCAUUCUGGUUAAGAUUUUGGUAUUGCCUUUGGUCUGUCGCCAAACUGUGAACAUUAUUCAGGCCGGCGAGAACUUCAAUGAUACCACGGAGCUGAGCACCUUUGGCUUUCUCUAUGGCACCUUUCCUGCGGCGCCGGGCGCCUUUGUCAUUGCUACCCAAUACAAUGUGGAAGUGGAACUGAUCGCUCGCAGCAUGGUCUUGUGCACGUUCAUCUCGGCGCCGCUUAUGUUUAUAUCCGCCAAGAUGAUAUCGCUGACGAAUCUAAAACCCUUGGACUAUUUACACGAGCUGGAUGCCUUCUCCUUUGACAUCAGCGUGGCAGGCGCCGCCGCCUGUUGCUGGAUGCUCGCGCUGCUGAUAGUGACGAAGCGCUUUAAGCGCAUGCCGCAACGCAUAACAGCUUGCCUAGUGCUCUCACAGCUCAUGUGCUGCAUUGGCGUCAUACUCUGGUCGAAGCUGGAUCACGUGGAGCGCUGGCCUCUGUACCUGCAGUUCUUUUUGUUCAAUAUAGGCACCUACAGCUCGCGCUUAUGGACAGCUAUACUGGCCAUAACGCUGCUCUUCUUGCAGUGUCGCAGCUUGUGCUUUGUGCUCAAACUGUGGCCCUAUAUGCUCGUCUUUGCUUGGGGCGUGCCGGCUCUUAUCUCUGGUCUGCUAAUCGCCUUCGAUUCCAAAUCCAUGCCUAGUGAGAAACAGAAUCCCAGCUUUCAAUAUGGCAAUGCCCAGGCAGCUAUUGCAGUCUUUCUGCUCGUGAUGUGCUUCAUAGUUACUGUGGGCUGUCUCGUGCUGCAUCAACGUUAUAAGAAGCGCUAUGAAAAGUACCUGACCUAUUCGCGUGAGUUAUCCAAUCCGGAUUCGGCAUCCGAUUUGCAUUCAACUGUAUCAACGGCCAAUUUGUUGGCCAAUGCAGAUCGUUCGCCCUUGCGGCAGAGCUUGCGCACAACUUCGUAUUCCUCCUCGUCCGACGAUGAUGAAAUGAUCACCACAACUGUUGUGCCCGAGAUCAGGGCGAAUGGUGGCUGUGGCUCCGGCAAUGGCAACUGUUGCUCCACCUCGACGGCAACCACGCCCACAACAGCAUCCACUGUGGUCAUGGAUAUAGAAGAUCUACUAAAUCGCAGCCGGCAGCGCAAUGUGAUGAAGGAUUUGGAUAAGAUUGAUAGUGCCCCAACAACAGAAUCCCACAUGUGCAGCAGUGCGUACAACUGCGGUCCGAGCACCUCGCGCCAGAGCUGUCAGAAUAUCAUUGAACGGUAUGAGGAGCAGACGCGCAGUGGUCUGGAGCCAUUGGAGCAUACGAGCGAUUCCGAUGAGCAUCAGACACUGAAGCAUACCAUUCUAUUGAUCAUACUGCUCUGCUCCAUGUUUGUCGGCCUGGCCGUGUCCAUUUGGACGCUGGUCAUGGAGGGUAUGUCGGGCAUCUAUUUGGAGCUAAGUUUCCUAGAUGCGUUCCUCAACUUUGGCCAGGGAUUAAUUGUGCUCGCUGUGUUUAUAAGCGACACAGGCGAGCUGCUAAUGCCACUGAUCAAAUUCUGGCGUAAACUCUGGUAUGGCGCCAAUGUCGUCAGUCUACCUCACUGGUCCACUCUACGGCCGGAGACAAAGCAGAUAUGCGAGCAGUUUCGCAAUCAUCACUUGGAGAACUGCAAGAAGGACAUUGCCAAGGAUAGACGAUGGCGCAUUCGUGUUUACCGCAAGGUAUUCUAUGGCAGCGAAUUCGUUAGCUGGCUCAUCGAGGUGGGCCUCUCGAAGGAUCGCAUUGAGGCUGUGCAUUAUGCACGACAUCUGGUCGACGGUCGUGUACUGCGACACAUUAACAACGUUUAUCAUUUCGAGGAUAAGCAAUUGCUUUACAACUUCUGCAGUCGCAUCUAAACGACAUGAGAAUGCAACGACGCCAAAUGUUAAGUUCGUUUCUGUUAUGAUUAAGUGAGAAUCGUGUUAUUCGUGUGCUGUGAUUGUACGCUAGCGGGUAUGCACAUCACACAUACGCACGCGCACACAG
Molecule: messenger RNA, 3180 nt
Organism: Drosophila arizonae
Lineage: Eukaryota; Metazoa; Arthropoda; Insecta; Diptera; Drosophilidae
Gene: anchor
Product: integral membrane protein GPR155 homolog anchor
Biological process (GO): intracellular signal transduction; negative regulation of BMP signaling pathway; transmembrane transport
Cellular component (GO): membrane
Source: RefSeq, a predicted model, not a curated record